AUGACGACCAACCUGGUGAAGGCCGCCGUGGUUUUUCUCUUCCUAGCCAUCGUCAGAUAUACCAAAAAUCGAUGGAGUGGCCAGAGAGAACAAAGUACAGUGCACAGAACGAAUCAAGAUGCCACACAUGAAAAGCAAAACGAUAGACCUAUCCUCGAAAGGUUCUACAGAGACAUGUACUUCAAGCUGCACAAUAUUGAGGAACAUCCAGGUGUCAUUGACCAGGGCCGCAACGUCCUACAGGCUUGCAUUUCCGAGGCGCUACAGGUGGCGCACAAAUGCAAUCACCCUAUCUUACGGCUUGGCCAAUUUUCAGACGUAGGGGUUGAAAUGUUCGUUCAAUCUGAGCAGGAAGCUGUGAUCAUGCAAUGGCGAGAGUAUCUGCAGAAAAGGGCUAGCGGUCAGGGCCGGGAGAUGUUUUUGUCCGCCGAUGACGCGAAACAUUGGCUCGUCCAAAGGGCUCCCAUGAAGUUUGUGGACGGCGCAUGGCUAGGCUAUAUUCACCGGGCAACGGCUCCAUAUGCAAUGCGCUUCGUGACAAAGGAUCUAUGGCAGAUCCUCUCGGAGGAGAUUGGGGAUGGUGAUUUACAGAAAAGCCAUGUCCAUGUCUUUCGCCGGCUGCUGCAGGGCCUGAACCGUGAUCCUGGGCAAGCCGACUCGCGAGAGUUUGCCAACAACCGUGAUAUGGAUGACCCUCACAUAUGGAGAGCCUCUGUCCUGCAGCUACUCAUCUCUUUGUACCCGGCUGAAUUCUUGCCGGAGAUCCUGGGUUACAAUAUGCAUUUUGAGAUGCUUACCCUUGACACCCUUAUAGUAGCCAAAGAGCUGCGCGAAUUGAAUAUCGACCCGACCUAUUUCACUCUCCAUAUCACCAUUGACAAUGCGCACUCGGGCCAUACAGCUAUUGCCAGUACUGCCGUGGUGAAGUACCUGACAGCUAUUAAAGCGAAGCAGGGUGACGCUGCCGUCAAACGGGUGUGGAACCGGGUCCAGGCUGGAUAUGUCCUCUCCAGCUGUUUAACGCCCGGAGUGAAGGGACUUCCCAGCUCUUGGUAUAGUUCCCUUGCGGCAGACGUCUUAGACAUUUUCAAGGCCAAAGCCAAGGCAGCCGACGGGAUCCAUGACACCUGCCCGGUGCGGGUGGGCACCAAGUCGCUGAGCGAAUGGAUAAAUCCACAGACCUUUGAAUCGGAGGAAUUGCAAAACGAGUUUCUUACCAGCCUGAGUAACUCUCGGCCGUGGGUUUACAAAGGAGAUAGCAGUCGCAGCCGAAUCAUCCGUUCAUUGCUCUGGGAAGGCCGAAUGUUUGGAGCCUUCACAGAGGGCGAGGUUGCACGGGUCAGAGAUUGGAUCGACAGUCUCUGCGAGGAUAAUAAACAGCGCGACUUCAUCCAUGGUGAUCAUUCUUCUGAGCAGUCGUCCCGUUUGAACGGAUAUGCCGUUCCCCUGGAUUCCAGGAUCUCAAGUUUACGAUCCAACAUCCGCAACCUUGGACGCGUGGGGGAGCCAGACAUCCCCAACUCUCGAAAAGAGGGCCCACUCAAGCUCACCAUUGCAAUGGAUGCAGAAGCCAACUUAGAACGGUUAAUCCCGUUGUGGAUGGCACAUCCUUGCCUGCUGGAAUCGUGGGUCUCCGUGCCGUGGAGAAUCGUGAGCUCUGAAGGCUGCGCGGCAGUGCGUCUUCUUCGCGCUCAGCAUGGGUUCGCACCGGAGCGCCCCGUAGUCGACGGUAUGGAUGAGGCCCGCCGAGAGGACCCACUAGGCCUGGUUGAAAUUGGACUGGACAUCAUCAACCAGACCGGGUCCACGGCCCCACGCGAUCUCGAUGAGGUGCUACGCCGGUGGCCCUCGCCAUUCGCGUAUACUCUAGCAACCUUAGCUUUGCGGCCAAGAAAGCAUACAUGGCGACUUUUCGGCAUUACGCAGGCUUUUGUCCAUCUCCAUCAACAUCUGAGCGUCCAUGGUAGCAUCAUGUCUCCAAGGAGUCGAACUGCCUUGAUGGAAAUCAGUGCCCGGGAACAGACCAUCUUGGACGCACUUCGGCAUGGGGAACUUGAGAAUGGACCGGAGACCCGAGAAUUACACGCUGGGUAUUUGAUGGCGAAGACUGAAAUUGCAGCCUGCUUCAAAUAG
Messenger RNA from Aspergillus alliaceus, 2133 nucleotides. Its product is annotated as iron-containing redox enzyme family protein. The transcript has a single exon. The coding region runs from base 1 to 2133 and encodes 710 amino acids. The record is from RefSeq and is a predicted model, not a curated record. NCBI's taxonomy places the organism in Eukaryota, Fungi, Ascomycota, Eurotiomycetes, Eurotiales, Aspergillaceae.